AAGAGAGGCACAGUUUUUGCGUCAUUUUCAUUGAUACCCACAAACAAACAUUUUGCAAAAUGCAAUGUUUGUUGUACAGAUAAAGUUUUCUGUUGUUUUAAAUGAAUCAAUCAAAACUGUCCGCAUCAAUAAGUGACAAUCUGUAAAACAAUAUGCAAGAACAAUGAACAAAUAUAAGAAUAGGGGUAACUACUACCAGUGUUCACAAGAAAAGUGUUUUGUUUUGAUACUUUAAAAAUAGUGCGUCAGUAACAUUCGUACAGAAAAAAAAGUGAAUCAGUGAAAAAAAAACUGAAAAUGGAAAAAAUGUCUCAAACAGCUCCCGGACAGUCUUUGGGCGCUGCCCCAAGACGACAUCAAACGGAAAAUGCGGCUGCAAUUGGAACAUCAAUAUCGGCAAGAUUCGAAACGGAAAAUGGAACGAAAAAUUUCGUACCAAAAUCAGCCAAUUAUUAUCCGGAAAAUAUUCAAGAAGCUCGUGAAUCUCAACGUCAACGAGAAUUGGAAGAAGCCCGAGCCCGAGCGGCACAAAUGGAAAAAACGAUGAAGUGGUGGUCGGACUGCACGGCUAAUUGGCGAGAAAAGUGGAGCAAAGUCAGAAAUGAGCGAAACAAGGCACGCGACGAGGUGAAACAACUACGGACCAGCCUUGAAGCAGCACUGAAAGAAACCAACUCUCACAAGCGGGAGAAAAAUGAUCUGGAGCUGCAAAUAACUCAAUUGAAAAGGGAAAUGGACAAAAUUCACAUGCUGAUGAUGAAACAUGCUGGACAGUUCAACAAAGGGGAUGGAACCGAAGAGCCUGAACGUGACGGCAGAGACAACGGUUCACCUGAUAUUUCGUCGGAUGGAUUGAAGAAUGUUAAUAGCGAAGACGGGUUAAUAAUUAAGGCAACAAACAAAUCUAAUAGUGCUGAAGACGUGGACAUUGAAGAAUAUAUACUUCAAGGUGCCGUUCCAAAACAUUUAACCGAAGAUGAACGAUGUGGCAGUGCUGAGGAAAGGCGACUAAUCCAGCAACUUUCCAAGGACAAUUUUGACGAAGAAUAUUUGCUGCAGAAAAUUUCCAUGUUGCAAUUGAGAUUGGAUGAAAAUCAAAAAUCGCUUCAGCUGGAACGAGAGGAGAAAAGUUCCAUGCACAAAAAUCUGGAGAAAUAUGUCCAAGAACUGCAAGAUGUGAAAGACAAGUGCGAAGAACUGCGCGGAGCGAAACAAGAUGCCAUCCGAGAGUUGUUGACUCUGCAGGAGCAGCAACGUGCCGAAUUGCGAAUCAUCAACAAUUCACUGAUGGAAGAAACAACAGCCAGGGAGUGUCUGGAACGCAGAAUUGGAGAAUUACGUACUGAGUUGGAACGACUACAAGCUGAAAAUGCAGCUGAAUGGGGGAAACGGGAACGACUCGAAACUGAAAAAUUGGCACUAGAACGGGACAACAAAAAAGUUCGAGCUGAAAUACGUGAUCUUCAGGAACGGGCAGAGCGAAGGGGACGACCCAUUUCCAAUACUGAGUCGGAAUACAGAAAUUUGCAACAGGAGUUGGCUGAUAAAAAUAAGGAAAUCGCAGAUAUUCGACAUUCCCACAGUAAAUUAAAGAAAUUGUGCGCCGAAGCGAACACAGAGUUGGGUCAUGCCGUUCGUAGAGCUGAACAAUAUGAAACUGAGGUGAAGAGGCUUCGUUCUCGCGUUGAAGAACUGAAACGAGAACUUGCGUCUGCUGAGGAUGAGCUAGAUGCAGCCUGUAAUCAUGUACGACGCUUACAACGUACGAACGAGGAACUUUCCGGCCAAACAGAGGGACUCCAAGUGCAAAUUCAACAUUUACAAACAAGACAUUCCACCAGCCCAAAAAAACACGAUCCGUUUAAUCCUUCCACUAGUACCAACUCAAAAUAUCCGCCCGAAUGCAAGCCAAACAUAAACGAUUUACGGCAACUGUUCGACAGUUCACGAUAUGAGUUCAAACGAAAUGUUAAUCCCGGACAGGCACAGUCAUACUAUGAUGCCAAAACCAGUGCUGCCGAUGAAAACAUUUUAGAAUCGAAAAUCGGUCUGUCGCGAAAUAUUGACUUUGAACGAGCGAAACAAAAAUUCGACAAACCGACGUCAUUGCGACUGAACAAAAUCCACCAAGUGAGACCCACCAGUUACACAAAGUCCGGGUAUUCGGGCGGAAUGAGAACGAACCAUAGUGAUGGGGUCGGUAAGAGUGGUAAACACGCCACAGAUGGCAAUGGGCAACCACCGUACGAAAGCAAUAAUUCACGUGGUUCGAAAAAAGAUGCGUACAUGAACAGUAGCAUGAACUUGGACGAAUUAAAAGUGUCCGAUGAUGAUACUUCGUAGUUACGGUUCGAAGAGUAUGCUAUCGGCAAAUGAGGAGGCCAGCGAUGACUGAAAUAGAUGUAAGACACUGAAAUUAAAAUUAAUUUAUAUGUAGAGAUCGUUUGAAGUAAUAUUUAGAAACAUUUCCAUAAUGAGGGCUCAUCAGGUGAGCGAGACAUAAGUUUUCCAAUAAACGAAAGUGAAUGAAACAAUCGUUUCAAAUGAUGAAUUAAUAAAAAAAGGAACCCAAAGGCUUAAAAUGGGCAGAGGUUAUUAUCGGAUUCAUGAUAUAGAUUUUACUCUAUAUUCUUACUUCUUCUAUUUUAUUCCAGUAUAUCAAGUGAAAAACGAUUGAAUCGAGUUUAGUUGACACUUCUCUGAUUUUCUGUUCUCUCUCUACUAGUGUGUUCAACUCUAAAGUUUUGUAGUAAUUCAAAUACUGCAAGAUAUUUGGAAAAUUCUGUCAACGUCUUUUCUUUCGAGAGAUUAUAAAUAAAACUCAUUUAAUCGUGCAAUUCGUUUGACUUCUAAUCGAAUUUUGAACGAAAGGUCUGAUAUCUUUCGUAUCUUUGAACAUAUUGUCUUUCUCAUUUUUCUUGACUAGUCCGUGUCUUCAUUGUUGUUAAAGACAAAGUUUUGAUCAAAUUGACGUAUACAUAGAAUUUACUCGUACUUAGAUUAGAAAGAUGAAUUUUAAAAAUAAGUCAAAAUUUAUAAUGUUCAGACAAAACUUUAGAGAUUUAUGGUAGACUUUGUGAGAAAACAUGUGCUGUAAUAAAUUUACUAUAUUAAAUAUUACCCAAUAAUUAUACAUACUUAACGUUGUACAUUCAAAUAAAUUAUGAAACGUAGUCAUACAAUUUAUUUAAAUAAAAAAUUUCGUCAAAAAAUAUUUCCAUUUUA
This is a messenger RNA of Bradysia coprophila, 3225 nucleotides long. Its product is annotated as coiled-coil domain-containing protein 102A. The record is from RefSeq and is a predicted model, not a curated record. NCBI's taxonomy places the organism in Eukaryota, Metazoa, Arthropoda, Insecta, Diptera, Sciaridae.